CGCGCGUCGUGUAACUUUCACACCGGCAGUGUUAAAAAUUUUAAUACCAAAUCAUUCACACCACACCGGGGACUCAAAAUUUUUUACAGUGUAUUUAUAUUUUUUAUUUUCGACUAUAAUUUGAACUUGUUAUUAACUUCAAGUAAUUUGCUUUAAAUUUCGAUGAAAAUUUUUAACACUGUAUAGUUCUAAAAAAAUUCGACAGAUUUAUGUACGUACAUGCACUGUAAAAAAAAUUACGGACCGAAUCUAGAUUAAAUCUGAAGUGAAUACGGAGCGGAUGACUAUUUAUUUAUUUGAUCCCCUCGGAGUGAAAUUCAUUCCGAAGGAGGGUUUAUUUUAAUAUUGAAAAUCUGAAUCAAAAUAUACUCCCUAUUUACUCCGUAUGCGGAGUGAUUUCUUCUAAAACUUCGGAACUCCGAUUGACGGAGUGAAUCUGGAUUUAAAUAAAAUUCGUAAUCACUCCGAAUCCACUCCCAAUUUUUUACAGUGUAUUAUCUUGUACUUUGAUUAUUAAAAAACAAUUAUUGAUACAAUAUACUGCCCGGGAAAUUAAAUGAUUGACAUUUAUAUAUGUAUAUAGCAACUCUCAAAAUACAACUACAUCAAGUCUCCCGUCCGAAAUAAGCUUUGUACUCGUUUGGUCCAAUUGUGUUACUUAUAGGCACUAGAAUAAUUCUAGCUUUUCACAAAACUAUUAGUACUACCGUGAUCACUCGCAUUCAGCUCCCAAAGCCUAAAGUAAUCACGUCGUUCAAUAAUAAAAUUUCUCUUUUAAUUAAAUCGCUAAAAUAAAAUAUUUAAAAAUUUUUUAAAUAUUUAAUAGUGCCAAGAAUGGGUCGUAAUAAAAAGAAAAAUAAAAAAAUAAAUUCGUCAGAAGAAAAUAUAAUAACAGAUAAAAUAAAAAAUGAAUUAAAUUUAAGUAAUGAUGUAAAUAAUAAAUUAUCAUUAUCAUCACCAUCAUCAACUUCAUCAUCAGGAACUUCAAUUUUAAAUAUUUACGAAAGAUUAAAUUUACCAUUAAAACCAUCCGGAGUUGAUUUAUCAAUUGACAGUGAUGAUGAAGAAACGCUCGAGUUUCAAAUAAGGCCUCGAGUAUUUUAUGUAUGCAAUUUAUGUUUAGUUUGUAUGAAUAUCUGUACAACAGGCGUUAAGUGUAAUAAUUGUCAUAUGGUUUAUUAUUGCACGGAAAAUCAUCGAGAUGAGGAUAAACCGAAACAUAAUGAAUUGUGUUGUGCAUUAUCACGUGUAUGUAAAGGUAUGGAAGGUUUUUCAUUGGCUAAAAGUUUACCACCAGAUUUAUAUCGUUCAUUUCGUAUGAAAACAAUAGAUGUUGUUGAAAGAUUAAUUAGAAGACGUUUAGAUUUAUGGGAACGUGAAAUAUUAUUGUAUCCAAAAAUAUGCCGUUCAUGUAAAAAAAUAGAUGAUGAUUUAAUUUGUUGCUGUAAUUGUAAUAUCGAUUUUUAUUGUAUUAAUCACAAAGAUGAACAUGAUAAAUGGUGUAAAGAUUUUCAAGUAUUUCGCAAAAUAUUGUGGAUGCAGCAUCAGCACGGCUUCGUUGAUCCCGAUGUACCGGUUGUAUUUUAUAAAGAAUCACAUGUCUUACCAGACAAUUUUGAUUUAUUAAUGUAUCAUAUGUAUGACAAUAGUCCUAUUUAUAGGCGAAUUGAUUGCUAUACUUAUGCGAGUUUGUCUUAUAUUUCAACGGCACCGUUGACAUCAUUAUUUGCAAUGCAAAAAUCAAUUGAUAACUGGGAAUUAAAAAGUGAAUUUGUUAUUCAUAUUAUUGGCGCUGAAUUUCAAUUCGAGUGUGCGGCAUUACGCGUGUGGGAAAAAUUAUUCCUUCAUUUUUUACCAAAGUUGAAAAAAUUACAUUUAGAAUUUACUGGCCCGGAAUUAUAUUUACCUCCACAAUUACCGUGUGAAUUAUUGGGUAAAAUAAAAAUGUGCCGACGUUGUAAAUCAGAAAAACGUAAAAUUUUUAUUUCGUUUAAUGAUCAAAAAUUAUAUCACAAUACGGAUGAUAAAAAACCUGCUGAUUUAAUUUGUUUAUUCAAUCCGGGAUUGUAUCGUGAAACUGGUUACGAUGGUAUUGACACAUGGCCAUUGACAAUUAAAAAGUUUUGCGACGCUAAAGUCCCAGUUGUCAUUACCUCAUACACGGAAUUUGAAAUACCACGUGAUAUUGAGAGAAUUAAAACAAUUUGUGGUAUCGAAAUGCUAUUAGAGCCUCAGAGAAAUCAAUUUGCGGCCGUUAAACCUGAUAGAAAUUUUGUUAGUGAUGAUGUUGUGCCUUUGAUGUAUAAAAAUUAUUGUAUAAGCAUUGUUAAAGGUGUUUAAAUAUAAUUAUAAAUUUUUUACUCAAGUUUAUUAUAAAAUCACAAAAAAUGAUUAGUUUUUAAUUAAUUUACUAAAGUGUUUUUAUCAUUUGUUUUUACUAAGUACAAAUAAUUUGAAUUUUUUUUAACUUCUCGCUAUGAAAUUUCUAAAAAAGGAAAGUUACGGUUUCGGUCUAAAUUUCGAAAAUCCAAGAAAGUCCUAGAAAGCUAUUUUGACCAUUAGUAGAUAAAUGUGUGUGCGUGUGUGGAUGUGUGUGUGUAUGUAAACUUUUUUUAUCCGACGAUAUAUUUAGAACGAAUCAACCGCUUUGAACGUGCUUGCAGCAAAUAGAAGGGCUCACCAAGACUUAGAAAUGAUUAGAUUUUGAAGUCAAUUGGUCGCGUAAUUUACGAGUUAUACGAGGAGUUGUCCCGCAGAGUCAACCGUUUUUCAGAUUUUUUCUUUUUUAAAUGUUUUCUUUGGAUAGCUGUCAUUACGAUGAUUAUUGAUGUAAUAGAUAAUAAGAUUGUAUUAAAUUUUGUAAAUCGAUGAUUAAAACAAAAAAUAAUAAUAAUCAUGAAAAUGUUGAUUCAAUUUGAUUUAAAUUAUAUCAUUUUGAAAUAGAAAUAACCAAAAAAAUUUAAUUACAAAGAAAACAAGUUUUUUUUUUUUUACUUUUUAUUGAUAUUUUGAUAUUGAAAUUUUGAAAUAAUGAUGAAGUGGAAAAAUUCUAUAAAAUAACGUAAUUUGAAAUUCACGUCAUGAACAUGGGUUCGAAUUUUAUUUGUGACACUAAUUGUAAUAUUUAAGUGAUUAAAAUAAAUAAGAAGGAGAGUUAAAUAUCGAGCUAAUAAAAUUAAACGCCUGGUUUAUUUGUUGAGUGGAUAGAGGUCAGGAUACUUUUUGAAAAAUUCAAAAAUCAGUAUUCGAGACCCAUGAAACAAUAACUUUUUUUUUUUUAACUUUCUGCCAUGAAAAUUGAAAACUAAAAAAAAAAAGUUAUUUUGUGUAAACUAAUUUUUAUCGUACGAUAUCUUUAGAAAGAGUCAAUCGAUUGGCUACAUAUUCAAAUUUGAAUCAAAUCUUAGUCUCAACAAACAUUUUCGAUUACCCCCGAAUUACAUAUAAUCCGGUUAACCCUUAGCGGCCACAUGUAGUAACUAAUUACCCCACGCUGAAAAACCUACACGGAAAAAACAAUAUAGUAGUGGCAACUUUCUGGGAUAGUACUGAGUACUUUCUAAAAAAAAAAAAAAAAUUUCAGACAGUACUGUAUGCUAUCUAGACUGUAUCCACUAUUCUCUGAAUGGUACUGAGUACUAUUCCGGACAGUAGUGGAUAUAGUCUAGAUAGUAGUGGAUACAGUCUAGAUAGCAUACAGUACUGUCUGAAAUUUUUUUUUUUACAGGAAGUACUCAUUACUAUCCCAGAGAGUUGCUACUACUAUACUGUUUUUUCCGUGUAGUUGUACAAGAUAUAUGGGUGUUUUAAGAUUUCUAACCGAUAGUUUCAUAUUUGUUGAAGAGUUCUUCAACAUUUCAGAUGAUUUUUAUCGGUCAAUUUAUGGAUGGCAUUCUAAAAACUGGUCAUAUAUGUGAUCAGUUUUUUUUCGGCUUUUUAUGUAAUGGAGUCACAUCUCCCACUUGUCUACUACCGGCAAAUGUCGUUAGUUGUAUCAAUUUCGAAGGUUUUAGUCCUCUAAUUAUACUUUUUCUGGGCCUAGGGUAACUAGUUAUCCCGUGUGGCCGCUAAGGGUUAAUUAGUUUACGAAAUAUUGUACAACAAAAAUUCCUUUUUUUUAAUUGAAUUUACUUUUUUAGUCCAAUAAAAAAAUAACAGAGUGAGUCGUUUUCCAUUUUAUUUUGUAAAUUUUUUGUAUUAGCAAUUGAACAUCAUGCAAUAUUUUUAAGACAGCAAUUAUUAGUCGAAAAUUUCUUUUUAUCCAAUUAAAUUAUCGAUUUUAUUUUCAUAUAGACAAUGAAAUAGAAAUAAAUUAAUUCUAGUAAACAAAUUGAACAGUAAGUAUUUGUAAUGUACAAAAAAGU
This is a messenger RNA of Microplitis mediator, 4364 nucleotides long. RefSeq lists its product as uncharacterized. The record is from RefSeq and is a predicted model, not a curated record. The coding region runs from base 835 to 2340 and encodes 501 amino acids. NCBI's taxonomy places the organism in Eukaryota, Metazoa, Arthropoda, Insecta, Hymenoptera, Braconidae. Gene Ontology annotation, cellular component: extrinsic component of mitochondrial inner membrane. The transcript is spliced from 2 exons.